Rubroshorea leprosula is the source of this 805-nucleotide messenger RNA. NCBI's taxonomy places the organism in Eukaryota, Viridiplantae, Streptophyta, Magnoliopsida, Malvales, Dipterocarpaceae. The record is from the annotation of a GenBank genome assembly.
AUCCAUCCCUCUGUCUUGGCUCUCUUCUCUCUCCCAGUCCCUUCUCCUUUUCCUUUCCAUCUCUCUGUACCUACUUCUCUCAACGUCCUUCUCUCUUCUCCUUUCCCUUUCCAUCUCUCUUUCUCUGCUCCUCUCUCUAUCCGUUUCCCUUCUUCUCUCCCUAUCCAUCAUCUCCCUGUCUCUCCUCCUAUCUUGCUCCCUCUCCCUUUUCAAAUCCCUAUCUGUCCCCCGCUCCCUACUCCUUGCUCUGCUGUAGCUGACACUGUUUUCCCUUUCCUCAUCCCUCACCAAGUCUCUACUUCCAUGUCGUUGAUCCUGACUACCAUCCUCAUUCCAUUCAUGAUGGUGUUGUCUUUUCAGAAGAGCCUCAUCAUCCAUUAUGCUCCCAGAAUGAGAUCUAUCUUUAGCAUGUUCAAUUGAUCUUGAUCUACUCCUAGUGUAAUCACAAUAUCUCUCACCCAGUGGUGAAUGAGCUGAUGUUCCAUACCUUUCCCCAGAGCUUUCGGAAGACAGUGACUUUCUCAAAUCACUCAAUUUGCUGCCAUCAGCCUCCUCAACAACCUCCAGGUGCUUACCACUUAUUUUUGGAGGGGACCCAGACUCCAAAGACUGCAUAUCAUCCCCCCCACGAUGUUUAUGAGUCUCAUCCCUGUUAAGAUGACCCCCAGAGCCAACUCUAGAGAAUAAUACCUCUUGAGGCUCUGGGCUAGAAAUUCUAGGCAAACCAAUGUUAUCACAAUUCUUAUCAGUACUCUUGCCAUGACUCUUGAAUACAAGAUCCUCCACAGGAUGAGUACCUUUAUGG